GCUAUUUACCUGUUGGUGUUGCUCCAAGUACUUUGGUUACUCCUUGUGUUUAACAGACCUGAUUAGGUACUUAGUCUGUUUUUCAUUGUUCUGUUGAGCUAAAGAUCAAUUUAUGGUAAAAUGGUUUGGUGAGUCAACUAUAACUUUUUUCUUGAAACCGUUUCCAAAGUCAGAUCCUACUUCUUGUUUCAACGACUCUCAGAAACAAAAAUUGGGUUUAUUGCUCAAGUAAUCCAGUUUUUAUGAUUAUAAUUAGCUCACUUAUAAGCUUUUGAGGAGCUAAUCACAGAUGAUGAAGUGGAGGGCCAUUCCCUUUCCUUGGCUUAGUACGAGUCUUAUUGAUAACUUGCAAUAUGGUGACUGCCUUUUCAAUGUUUUUCCUUUAAUGUUGUACGUAUAUAGCAGAGUUUUUUUUUUGAGUAAAGUAAGAGCAGAGUUGAUAUUUACCCAAUUCAGUAAAGUUUAAACCAUUAUUCCUUUGGCUAUGUCUUCUUUUAUAUGCUAUAUAAUAUGAACAGGUUGAAAGUGGUGAAUUGGCUUUGUUUAGGAAAAUUCUACUGUUGACUAAUGGGUGGUUAGUUUGUUGGUUUAAAGAGUUGUUGAUAACUAUUGUUUGGAACAUUGAUGUGUGUCAGGACUCGUUGAUCAUUUAUUCCCAACUUUUUCACAUAUUGGAACCAAAUUGAAUAAAGUGAUGAUUUAUAUUUGUUGGAAAUAACUAAAUUUGAAAAUUGGUAUGCUAUUAUAUAUAUUUAAAAACAAAUUAUUAUUUUUGUAAAUUAACAAUUUAUGAUAAGAAUAAGUACAGACGGACUUAAUAAAAGCUGUAGAAUAGUGUAGCGACGAUAAAACGGAUCUGACUUAUUUAGUAAAGGAAUUGCAAAAAUGGCACGAAAUAAAAGCCUGUUUACAAAUUUACCACUUAUUUCUACCAUAUGUUUCAGGCCCGGCCCAGCCCAACUUUAACAUCCUCCACCUUCUCUCUACGCUCACUCUAGCGUACCCUCUCUACCUUUCCCGAUCACGGAUUCACUAACUCAGGCCAGCCAAGAAGUCUCCGCCGACGACGAGUUCCGUCAAGCGGAGAUUUUGGCAAGUCCAGAAGAAAUUGGCAACAUAAGAGGUGGGUUUAUUGUGAUUAGAGCGUUAUUGGCUCGGUUCAGCGCUGCCGUGGUUGCAUUGCCUUGUGGCUGUGCGUUGGGGUUUUCCCGGUCUGUCCGUUCGUGGACUCAGGGCCCUUGAAAAUGUGGUCGAGUUGAGAUUAUUUGUGGUGGAUUUUCUUCAACAAUGGCUUGUAAACAUGUUGAGAAGUUCAUAUGUACUGGUGCAAAGUAUUUAAGGAAUAAGCGAAUUGAAGCUUUGCAUUUGGAUGCUAUGUUCUAUCACUCUUCAAAGGAAUCACAGGAAGAGCUUGUAGCCUUAGAUUGGUAUGAAAAUGCAUUUCCAGAGAUGAUGAAAUUAACCCGUUUGUUAAAGAAUGUGGAUUUGAUUGAUGGAAGACUUGUCAAUAUCCGUGAUGAUUCAAUCAUCAUUGAUGAUCGCAUUGAAAGAAAAAUGCAUAAUUUCAAGUCACUUGCCAGAGUCUUUAUUGGAUCUCCAUCGGUUCAGAAAACUCUCAAGGCUAAUAUGUCAGGUGUUUCUGUAGGUAAAGGUGAACCAUUUGUCUGUUUCAAUAAACCAAGUGAAAGAGAACCCAUGAUUGUGAAUUCACUGACCAAAGUGAGCAACUUUCUAAACAUAACUGCCCAACAAAGAAAGUUGAUUCGUGCCACGGUCUCCCCCCAAGUUACCCAUCAUCGUAUAUUGACAAAGACACUUGAGGAGGUUCUUAACGAAUUAAAACCCGAGUUGGACUAUUUAAAUAGUCAGCGCCCAAGCAAAGGAAUUUACUUGGGUCAACAGAUAGUUUCUAACUGUGUGAAAUUUUUGUAUGACUCAGCCACUUCCUGUGACCCUGAUUCUACUUCGUGGAUGCGGCUUGCGCCUGCCAAGAAGGUUCAAUCUUCUGGUUCUCAAAAAUGGGAGGAUGUUCUUGAGAUGUUCAAUGACCUUAUUGAAUGUUUGAAAACUGAAGACAGGUUACUUGAUCAUGUGGUAAAGCUUGAGGCCAUGAAAGAAGGAUUAUCUCAAAUCAAGGAUGUUUUGAUUGAUAAAACUAUUGGAUACAAGGAAGCUCGACUUCAAGAAAGCUUAGUGCAGAAGAAACUUUCUAAGAUUUUGGGUUACCCGUCCAAGUGCUUGUUCACACUUUUAUUGUAUUAUCUUUAUGGGCAUGUCAGAGAUAUUGAAGUGGAUUUAUGUGGUGGGUUUUAUAAUAGUGAGAAUGAUAAUAAAUUCUGUUUGUGUAUGGGAAGGAUUCUAACUUCAGAUGAGGAAAGGAUGAUCUGGAGUGGCGUGAGACAUUUGGACAGGGCACUUGAGCUUUUCAAGUUCGUAUGGGAAACAUCAGGAAAUAAAGGAGUCUUGGAUUUGCAAGGCCAUCUCUGGUGUGUUGGGGUUGAAGAUAGAAUGCUUACAUAUAAAGGAAAAAUGUUCUUUAUACAUGGGAUAAGCCUUUGAGAAAGAUUAUGGUGAUCAAUGAGUGUGGAAUGCGCCAAUUAUAGACUCGAAUCCAGUUUUAUACCAUUUUGUAAUCUUGGGUGGUAAACACUUGCAAAAUUACAAGUGGGGCAUGUAACUUUGAAUGUAUUAUAAUUUUUUUUUAUUCAAUUGCAACUUUGAUCAUUGAAUUAUUUGGGGUAAUAUUAUGUCAAAUGGAUUCAUUUCUUCCUAACA
Humulus lupulus (European hop) is the source of this 2775-nucleotide messenger RNA. RefSeq lists its product as uncharacterized. The record is from RefSeq and is a predicted model, not a curated record. NCBI's taxonomy places the organism in Eukaryota, Viridiplantae, Streptophyta, Magnoliopsida, Rosales, Cannabaceae. The transcript has 3 exons. The coding region runs from base 1288 to 2559 and encodes 423 amino acids.